CUCGGCGCGCGCGGGGGCGGCCCCGGCCCCUCAGCCGUGGCCCCGCUCCCUCAGGGCCGGAGCCGCUCCUGCACCAGCGUUCCCUGACACCGCCUGAGCCCUGCCCCGCUCCCGCCGGGGGCUCCCGGGUUACCUUCCCUUGGGGAGCCGGAAAAGGGGAAUCCUCCUCCACACCGCGUUUCGAAGAAGGGGAAAAAGGCUUCUUUGUGGCAAUGCUAGAUCCUUUAGAGAACAACUUGUUUGAUCUUCCGGAUUAUGAGAACACAGAAGACGAAACAUUCCCACCUCUUCCACCUCCUGCCUCUCCAGGAAGAGACGAUGCAGAAUGGGCUCAGGCUAAUGGAGAUCCAGAUGGAAACCAGCAGUCCCAAACAAAGGAUUCUGCUGUGACCACACAGAAAGCAGUUAAAAGACCAAGGCCUAGAUUAGAUGCCCAAAGAUUAAUUUCAGAAAGGGGACUCCCAGCUCUGAGACACAUGUUUGACAAUGUGAAGUUCAAGGGUAAAGGGCACGAGGCAGAGGACCUGAAGACACUGAUACAACAUAUGGAGCACUGGGCUCACAGACUGUUCCCAAAACUGCAGUUUGAGGAUUUUAUUGACAGAGUGGAGUCUUUGGGAAGCAAAAAGGAAGUUCAGACCUGCCUCAAGCGGAUUAGACUUGAUCUUCCUAUUUUACAUGAAGACUUCAAAAAUAAUGAAGCAGGAGAAGGGGAAAGCAAUGGGCUGGAUCCAGCUGCUGAAGAUGCACAUUCCCACUCUGGCAGUACAGAAGAACUGAAUUCCCUGCCUGGUGCAGCUCUGACAGAGGAGCAGCAGGAGCGGAUGAAGAAGAACCGGCAGCUGGCCCUGGAGCGGAGGCAGGCGCGGCUGCAGGGCCUCAGCCAGUCCCAGCACCAGGCAGAGCUCCCCAGUAGUUACUCAGAGGAGGAGUUUGACAGCCCAGUUGCUCAGGAUCCCACUGACCUUACUGAAGACACUCAGGUUGCUGCAGCCAAGGAUGCUCCCACAGAAGAUGAUGGAGAUGAUGAAUUGGAAUGUGCCAGGGAAGAGCAGUAACUUCCCCACACUGUGAGUGCCUUUCUUGACCAAACACCCCCCUGCCUCAAGUACUGUCACUAGACUGAAGUGUUGCUGGCUCUUGACACUCCGGAAGCUCCAGAGAAGUCUUUCCCAUGGCACCACUGAAGAACAGAACUCUUCCCUGGAAGCUGCACAGGAGCAGCUCCAUACACCAGGAAACAGAACAAAGUUCUUCAGCUGCACUUGAGCCAUCUUUUCCACCUCCCAAAACAUUUUUUAGGAAAUGUUUCUGAGUUUUUUGAACUACUUUGAGUAUAGCUUAUAAUUUAUGUUAAACUGAAUUAUCUGGGAUGUUGAUGGGUUAAGAUGCUAUUAAAGUUGUGUUUGGGUUUUUUUUUUAACAGGUCUUUUAGGGGUACUGGAUUUUUUUUUAACUGCUUAUCUAUUACUUCUCUAUUUUUCAUAUAAAUUGGAAGCUAUUAAAUUUCAGAAAUCAGACAUUAAAUUCUUGUAUGAAGCUGUUCCAAG
Parus major (Great Tit) is the source of this 1550-nucleotide messenger RNA. RefSeq names its product TIMELESS interacting protein (gene TIPIN). The record is from RefSeq and is a predicted model, not a curated record. Gene Ontology annotation, molecular function: DNA binding. Gene Ontology annotation, biological process: replication fork processing; DNA replication checkpoint signaling; replication fork arrest. The transcript is spliced from 8 exons. Gene Ontology annotation, cellular component: nucleus; replication fork protection complex. The coding region runs from base 213 to 1058 and encodes 281 amino acids. Lineage: Eukaryota; Metazoa; Chordata; Aves; Passeriformes; Paridae.